AUGACAGCUUAUCAUCAAGAUGUAUUAAAUAUUGUGCAGGCUAAGUUUUUAUCGCCAGAGGUGGUUAAAUGUAUACAUUUAAAUGUUUCCUUAGUUGAUGCUCCCUGGAAUACUUUUUAUAGAUUAUUUGCAUUAGUUGAGUGUAACAAAUCAUUUGGCUUGUUUGUACUUAUUUCGGAAAAGUGGAGACCAGAGAGCAUUACCGAUGUAUCAAUAGAAAGGGCUAUUCCAAUAGAUCAAUACUUUUCAUGUGAUACAGAAGUUAUACCUGAGAGCCAAAAAUAUUUAUUUUUUAUUAUAAAUUAUAAGGAAUUUGAAUAUAAGUUCCUGAUUCAAAUAGGUUUGGAAAGCUCUAAUUUUGCUUCUCAAGUUAUUUACUCCAAAGAAAAUUCUGAUAGCAAUAAAUUGUUGGAUUUGUCUUGGUGUGAUAAAUAUUCAAAUAAUUUAUACCUUAGUCAUUCCAACUCUUACAACAACAUGAAUGAUCAGUCUCAAGUAAAUAUUCGUCCAAAUUCAUCAAGAGGGCAAUCUACGAACAACAAUAGAGAAUCUUUAUUAAAAUACCAGUUAAAAUUAAAAGAGCCUGAUUAUACUAAAAGAGAAGAAUUCACUAUCUUUUGUGGUACUUGGAAUGUAAAUGGCAAGGCACCCACUGAAAAAUUACAUGAAUGGUUAAGAUGUGAGAGUAAACCACCUGAUAUUUAUGCUGUGGGUUUUCAAGAAAUUGAUUUAAGUAAAGAAGCUUUUCUUUUCAAUGAUACACCCAGGGAGAUUGAGUGGUAUAAUCUGGUAAAUUCCACAAUAAACCAUGACAAAAAAUUAUAUCAUAAUGUGGCACUUAUUAGAUUAGUUGGCAUUCAACUUAUAGUUUUUGUUAAAAAUGAACAUUAUGGAUGCAUUAAAAAUGUUUCUGUGGACACUGUUGGUACUGGGAUAUUAGGAAAAAUGGGAAAUAAAGGUGGUGUAGCUGUAAGAUUUAUGUUGCACAAUACAAUGUUGUGUUUUGUGUGUAGUCACUUGGCAGCUCAUGUAGAAGAAUAUGAAAGGAGGAAUCAGGAUUUUAAGGAUAUCAUAUCCAGGGUUAAUUUUAAAAGGCAUCCCCUUACCGUCAAGGAACAUGAUCAAAUAUUUUGGUUGGGGGAUUUAAAUUAUAGAAUUAAUAAUAUGUCAACUCAAGAAGUAAAAAGACUUGUUAAUAAUAAUGAUUUUAAUGCAUUGCUGAAAAAUGAUCAAUUGAAUGAGCAAAGAGAAAGAGGAAGCGCUUUUGUGGGUUUCCAAGAAGGUGAAAUAACUUUUCAACCCACUUACAAAUUUGAUGUUAACUCUAAUAUUUACGACACUAGUGAAAAAGCCAGACCGCCUGCUUGGACAGACAGGAUUUUAUGGAAAGGCCGAUACAUCCACCUGGUAAAGUACACUAGCCACAUGAAGUUGAGCAUGAGCGAUCACAAGCCGGUCAGCGCAUAUUUCGUCUCGGAGAUCAGCGUGAUCGACGAAGCAAAGUACAAGGAAAUCCACGAGGAUCUGCUCAGGACGAUGGACAAGCAGGAGAACGAGUACCUGCCGCAGGUGACCAUAGACAAGACCGAGAUCGCUUUCGAUUUGGUUAAGUUCGAGGAGCCGCAAAUCCAGGAGCUGAUCAUCGCCAACACGGGAGUGGUACCAGCAGAGUUUGAGUUUAUCAAAAAACUGGACGACGACAGUUACUGCAAGGACUGGUUAAAAAUCCUACCAUAUUAUGGCAGUAUAAACCCUGGCGAAAAAUGCGACGUAAAACUCGAAGUUACUCUAAAAACAAACCUGUCUAAAUUGUAUGAUAUUUUGGUAUUGCAUUUAAAAGGAGGAAAAGACAUGUUUAUAAUUUUAAAUGGGAAUGUGCAAAAAUCCUGUUUCUUUUCUCCUAUUUCCAUGUUAUGUAGAAUUCCAUUUCCCAUAAUGAAGCUUAAUGAAGAACAAUGGAAACAAGCAGAAAGUUUGGAAUUGCCAAUAAGAUACUGCAUACCAAGGGAAAUAUUUUUAUUGGUUGAUCACUUAUACAGGCAUGGAUUGAAAACCAAAGAUUUAUUUGAAUCAAGUUCUUUAAGUGAGCUUGUCAGCAUUAGGGAUUGGUUGGAUUUUGGUUCACAAGAUCCUAUGCCGGGAAGUGUACAGGCGGCAGCAGAGUCUUUACUGUUAUUUUUAACUCACACCCAGGAUCCUGUAAUUCCUUAUGAUCAACACGAUGCAUGCAUUGCGUCCGCUAGAAAUUACCAAAAUUGCAAACAGAUUAUUAUCCAGAAGCUUCCAGACCUGCACAGAAACGUUUUUCUGUACAUCUGUCUAUUUUUGCAAGAACUAUUAAAGCACGCAAACGAAAAUGGAUUUGAUGCCAAAACUUUGGCUCUUAUUUUUGGGGAUGCACUUUUAAGGGACAAAAUUCUUAACUCAAAACCGCAAGCUAGUCGUGGAAAGUCGGAUUUUAUUUAUAACUUUUUGGUGAAUGACUUAAGCUCUGCUAUAAUUCCAACUAAGUAA
Messenger RNA from Brassicogethes aeneus, 2514 nucleotides. Lineage: Eukaryota; Metazoa; Arthropoda; Insecta; Coleoptera; Nitidulidae. The record is from the annotation of a GenBank genome assembly.